AGGAGCGGCCGGAGCGCGAGGAUGAUGAUGCAGCGCGCGGGACAGAGCGCGGACACGCGGGGACAGCACCAGUUGCCGGAGUGUGCGGGCUGCAGUCAAACGAUCCUGGAUAAGUUCAUCCUGAAGGUUUUGGACAGACACUGGCACGCUCAGUGUCUGAAAUGUUCGGACUGUCACACGCUGCUGGCUGACCGCUGCUUCUCCCGCGCGGGGAGUGUGUACUGCAAGGAGGAUUUCUUCAAGCGCUUUGGGACGAAAUGCGCGUCCUGCCAGCAGGGCAUCCCUCCGUCGCAGGUUGUUCGGAAGGCGCAGGAUUUUGUUUACCACCUGCACUGCUUCUCCUGCGUGAUGUGCAGCAGGCAGCUGGCCACCGGAGACGAGUUCUACCUGAUGGAGGACGGACGACUGGUCUGCAAAUCAGACUACGAGACGGCCAAACAGAACGACGACUCAGAGACCGGAGCGAAGCGUCCUCGCACCACCAUCACGGCCAAACAGCUGGAGACCCUCAAGAGCGCCUACAAGAACUCCCCCAAACCCGCGCGGCACGUCCGCGAGCAGCUCUCCUCCGAGACUGGGCUGGACAUGCGUGUUGUUCAGGUGUGGUUCCAGAACAGAAGAGCGAAGGAGAAGAGGCUGAAGAAGGAUGCUGGACGCCAUCGCUGGGGUCAGUUCUACAAAAGUGUCAAGCGCAGCCGAGGAGGCAGUAAGGUGGAGAAGGAAAGCUCGGCAGAGGACGGAGGCCUGAGUGACAGCGAGCUCAGCUUCAGAGAGGAGCAGAUCCUGUCUGACCUCGGCCACGCUAACGGCCUGUACGGCAGCGUGGGGGACGUGUCCGGCGGAAGCGUGAUGAAUGGGGCUUUCUCUCUGGAGGGCGGUGGGCCGCCGUACCACGAGCUGCGGGCUGGAAGCCCCUACGGCCUGCCCCAGUCUCCCUCAUCGGUCAGCUCGCUGCCUGGCCACACGCCGCUGCUCAGCAGCCUGGGCUUCAGCAUGGAGGGGCUUGGGGGGGCAGGGCAGCCAGCCGGGGGUCAGGCACUUAGAGCAGGGGGCCCGACCUCUGACCUCUCCACAGGAAGCAGCACAGGUUACCCAGACUUCCCCACCAGCCCUGCGUCGUGGCUGGACGAGAUGGACCACUCCCAGUUCUGAGGUCAAAGGUCAUACAGGCAUAAAGUGAGCUCCUGAUGACAUGCAGUGAGGGGGGGGGGCGAACGAGAUGGACCAGUACAAAGGCAAGAAAAGGAAAAUGAAACAAGGACACUGGACUUUUUUGACCACUGGGCAACAUUUGUGCAGAAAGGGGCACCUUUCAUGGAACUUUAAUGGACUGACCGGUCAGUUACCCAGUCCAGCGUGAAAAAACUGACGGACGGAGCUCCUCCUGCACCGAAUGGCACACUGACGGUGCUCCACUGUACCAUAAUGUUGUUUUGUUUCUAUUUAUAUUUUAAGUCCUUUCAAGACUGGAUUCAGCAGUUUUGGUGGCAUGAAUCUGCGCCGAGGUUUUCCUGAAGCUACGAGCAGCAAUACUGACCACUGACCAUGUUAUACAUUAAAAAAAAAAGAGGCGGCCCAUGCAUGUUUCGGAAUGGCGAGCACCACCACGGUCUUUUACGAGCCUUGUGAUUGGCCCACGCACUUUAAAUCCCCCCGCCUUGCCACCGCACACGGCCAGCGACAGACGAGAGAGAAAUGCACAAACCCACAUUCAGCACCUGCAGCAGUGCGACAGGAGCAGCUUUCAUGUUCCCCACUGAAGACGUUUCGUCCUGUUCAUUAAUCAGAAAUCACAAUCUUUUUGAUUUGCCAACUACAGAAUGUAGAAUCUCUUGUGAUGAAGGUGUCGACAUAAAUUCCAAUAAGAUAAAAAAAUAUAUGAAAUAAAAUACACGAUUUAAAUCUAUAAGUAACAUAAAAGAAGCGCUUUUGGGAUGAUUCUUCAAUUGGGGCACUUUUUUGGCAUUUUUCCCCUGAUUUUCUCCCCAGUUAUUCGUGUCCAGUUCCUCCUGCUGGGUAGGCCUCACUUCAUCACAUGAUGCUAUGAAGCUGAAAGGGUGAAGGUCAGCAUGGGCUUCCUCUGAGACGUGAAGCUCCACCACAUUUUUUCAAACAAAUGAUUUCACAUUGUCAGGAAAGGUACAAAUGAGAACUAUACAGUAGUUCUAUAUAGAACCAUGAACACUCAGAGGGUUCUAUAGAGCA
This is a messenger RNA of Colossoma macropomum (tambaqui), 2205 nucleotides long. It is a transcript of the gene lhx4, whose product is annotated as LIM homeobox 4. The record is from RefSeq and is a predicted model, not a curated record. Gene Ontology annotation, biological process: regulation of transcription by RNA polymerase II; neuron differentiation. The transcript has 6 exons. The coding region runs from base 22 to 1152 and encodes 376 amino acids. Gene Ontology annotation, molecular function: DNA-binding transcription factor activity, RNA polymerase II-specific; RNA polymerase II transcription regulatory region sequence-specific DNA binding. Gene Ontology annotation, cellular component: nucleus. Lineage: Eukaryota; Metazoa; Chordata; Actinopteri; Characiformes; Serrasalmidae.